This is a messenger RNA of Closterium sp. Naga37s-1, 1656 nucleotides long. The record is from the annotation of a GenBank genome assembly. NCBI's taxonomy places the organism in Eukaryota, Viridiplantae, Streptophyta, Zygnematophyceae, Desmidiales, Closteriaceae.
AUGCUUUCUCCGCCCACCGCCCUCGCCCCGCCCGUCGCCCUCGCCGCCUCGCCGCCCGUCGACCUCGGUUCCCUUGCCCAUCGCCCUCGCUUCCCCCGCCCGUCGCCCUCGCUUUCCCCGCCUACACCCUCGCCUUGCCUGUCGGCCUCGCCGCUUCCCCGCCCGUCGCCCUCGCUUCCGCCCGUCGCCCUCCCUUCCGCCCGCCGCCCUUCCUUCCCCUCGUCGCGCUCCCUUCCGCCCGUCGCCCUCCCUUCGUCUCGUAGCCCUCCCUUCCUCCCGUUGCCUUCCCUUCCGCCCGCCGCCCUUCCUUUCCCUCGUCGCGUUCCUUUCCGCCCGUUGCCCCCCUUCGUCUCGUCGCCCUCCUUCCCGCUCGUCCCCUCGCAAUCUCCGUCUCUCUCUUCUCCCGUCGCCCUCGCUUUCCCCGUCGCCCUCCCAUCCACUCCUCGUUGUUCUCGCCAUCCCUCCCCUUUCCCUUCUCAUCUCGCACACUUCUCUCUCCCCGGCAUCUCCUCCGCUCCCCACGUCCUCUUCCCUGCUUCCCCCCAUCCCCUUCCGUGCUUCCCCCCAUCCCCUUCCGUGCUUCCCCCCAUCCCCUCCGUGCUUCCCCCCAUCCCCUUCCCUGCUUCAGCCCAUCCCCUUCCCUGCUUCCUCCCGUCCCCUCCCCUGCUUCCCCCCAUCCCCUUCCGUGCUUCCCCCCAUCCCCUUCCGUGCUUCCCCCAUCCCCUUCCGUGCUUCCCCCCAUCCCCUUCCCUGCUUCAGCCCAUCCCCUUCCCUGCUUCCUCCCGUCCCCUCCCCUGCUUCCCCCCAUCCCCUUCCGUGCUUCCCCCCAUCCCCUUCCGUGCUUCCCCCAUCCCCUUCCGUGCUUCCCCCCAUCCCCUUCCCUGCUUCAGCCCAUCCCCUUCCCUGCUUCCUCCCGUCCCCUCCCCUGCUUCCCCCCAUCCCCUUCCGUGCUUCCCCCCAUCCCCUUCCGUGCUUCCCCCAUCCCCUUCCGUGCUUCCCCCCAUCCCCUUCCCUGCUUCAGCCCAUCCCCUUCCCUGCUUCCUCCCGUCCCCUCCCCUGCUUCCCCCCAUCCCCUUCCGUGCUUCCCCCCAUCCCCUUCCGUGCUUCCCCCAUCCCCUUCCGUGCUUCCCCCCAUCCCCUUCCCUGCUUCAGCCCAUCCCCUUCCCUGCUUCCUCCCGUCCCCUCCCCUGCUUCCCCCCAUCCCCUUCCGUGCUUCCCCCCAUCCCCUUCCGUGCUUCCCCCAUCCCCUUCCGUGCUUCCCCCCAUCCCCUUCCCUGCUUCAGCCCAUCCCCUUCCCUGCUUCCUCCCGUCCCCUCCCCUGCUUCCCCCCAUCCCCUUCCGUGCUUCUCCCCGUCCCCUUCCCUGCUUCCUCCCGUCCCCUCCCCUGCUUCCCCCCAUCCCCUUCUGUGCUUCCCCCCAUCCCCUUCCGUGCUUCCCCCCAUCCCCUUCCGUGCUUCCCCCCAUCCCCUUCCGUGCUUCAGCCCAUCCCCUUCCCUGCUUCCUCCCGUCCCCUCCCCUGCUUCCCCCCAUCCCCUUCCGUGCUUCCCCCCGUCCCCUUCCCUGCUUCCUCCCGUCCCCUUCCCUGCUUCCUCCCGUCCCCUCCCCUGCUUCCCCCCAUCCCCUUCCGUGCUUCCCCCUGUCAGAAACAAGAAGUGA